Diachasmimorpha longicaudata is the source of this 1697-nucleotide messenger RNA. It is a transcript of the gene shu, whose product is annotated as inactive peptidyl-prolyl cis-trans isomerase FKBP6. The transcript is spliced from 6 exons. Gene Ontology annotation, biological process: piRNA processing; spermatogenesis. The record is from RefSeq and is a predicted model, not a curated record. The coding region runs from base 214 to 1548 and encodes 444 amino acids. Lineage: Eukaryota; Metazoa; Arthropoda; Insecta; Hymenoptera; Braconidae. Gene Ontology annotation, molecular function: peptidyl-prolyl cis-trans isomerase activity; Hsp90 protein binding. Gene Ontology annotation, cellular component: cytoplasm.
CCAUAAUUUCUGUCCUAACCCGAGCACACAUGAAGCUACCAGCUGACCGAUAAUCGCAUUCUUGAAUUGUUUGCUUCUUUCUUUGUUGAUAUCCGACGCCGGUAUUACGUCAUCGGACUCAACAGUGCGAACAGCCAGAGCGUCUAGAUUCUCUUAAAUAUUUCGAAUUAUCACUUCACGUUUGGUUCCUCCAAAUAUAUUAGGUGUGAAAAUAUGGCUAGCAGAAAUCCCUUCGACGAGUUUUCCUUAAGAGAUUUACUCUCUGAACAUGGGACAACUUUCAAUGUGGGAAGUGAAUUCACAGACAUGGACGAGGAGUAUUUAUACAGAGAAAAGUUGACUUUCACUGAUGAAGAAUUGCUGCGGGUAAUAAAUAUGCAAGAGUUUUUGGAUGACGAUGACCAGGUGGAGGAAGACUCCGAAAUUCCCCAGUCAGUUGGGAUACAUUUUGAUAAAAUUAAAGAGAAAAUGGAAAAUUUGACUGCAGAUGGAAAGGUGAAGAAAUUAAUAAGACAAAAAGGUGUUGGCCCAGUCAUACCCCCAGAUGCACUCGUGACCAUCAAAUACUCUGGUUACUUUGAAGGAGAGGACGAGCCAUACGAUUCAUCGCAUGCACGUGGCACUACUGACAGAUAUCAGCUCAAUAAUAGUGAGCUGAUACCGGGCUUUGAGCUUGCUAUUCAAAGUAUGAGAAAGCACGAGGUCUCCAUCUUCUGGGUCCAUCCUGACUAUGCAUUUGGAGAACUGGGAUGUGCUCCCCUGAUUCCACCUAGUGUCGAGAUCAUGUUCGUUAUUUCAUUGAUCAAUUAUUUGGACAAUGCUUCUGUCAAUAAUUUUGCGAAUCUCAGUAUCGAGGAGAAGAAGCAAUUCAAAAAUGUCAAAGAUAAUGUAGCACACAUUUUCAAAAUUGCCGGCGAUGGAUUCAAGCAAAGGAAGUAUAAGCAAGCUAUUAGAGAUUACAAAAAAAUCAUGAGCUUCUUGGAAGAAGCGGAACUCGAGGGAGAGGAAGACCAGGAUGAAAUGAAAAAACUACUGACUCGGGCUGCUCAAAAUUUGGCUAUUUGUUACAACAGAGAGAACAUGCCCCGUCAAGCAUGUAUUGCUUGUAACGAGGCUCCAUACAAAACAGCAAAAAUUCAUUUUCAUUAUGGAAGGGCUUUGAUAAAGAUGGGAGAAUACAAUCAGGCACUCUCAGAGUUGGAGAAAUGUUUGGCUUUGGAUCCAGGAAAUAUUUCUACUAUAAAGGAAAUGGAACUAGCCAAUCGUUCAGCAGAGAAAUACGAAGAAAUUGAGAAGAAAAUGUGGUCCAAGUGCUUAGGACAGUCUAAAGAAAUUAUUAAAGAGGAUGAGUAUGAACAGCUUGCUACUUCUUUUGUCCAGACUUUCGUGGAUGACGAGCACAUCAUGCGUCAACCAUUACCGGAAGGAUUGCUACCACAAGCAGAGAAAGCCAUUCGAAGACAAGCCGCUAUGAAAAACCUUAAAGUUACUUCACAUAGUAGAUAUGGGAAAGAGAUUAUCUAUCUUUCGAAGAUGAAUUACAUCUAAUUUAUUAGUUUUUUAUAUCCACCUUUUCCAAAGGCCAAGUAUUAUUCGAAUAUAAUUCAGAAGACAAAUGUUAAAAAGCUUAUUUUGUUAUCAAAGCUAUUGAGAAAAAAGAGUUGCAGAAAAAUAAAAGGUGCUGUGACACUGAAAAA